Messenger RNA from Cygnus olor (mute swan), 515 nucleotides. RefSeq names its product ribosomal protein L35a (gene RPL35A). Gene Ontology annotation, cellular component: ribosome; cytosolic large ribosomal subunit. Gene Ontology annotation, molecular function: structural constituent of ribosome. Lineage: Eukaryota; Metazoa; Chordata; Aves; Anseriformes; Anatidae. Bases 148 to 480 code for a protein of 110 amino acids. Gene Ontology annotation, biological process: ribosomal large subunit biogenesis; cytoplasmic translation. The transcript has 5 exons. The record is from RefSeq and is a predicted model, not a curated record.
UUCCACUCAGGCGCUAUUGGGGCCGCCCGCCGGCGGGGGCCUUCGAGGCGCGUAUCCCGGCAGGCAGCGCGCGGGGUUCUCCCUUUCGCCGCCAUCUUGGUGCGCAGCCAUAGGGGCCUGCCGGGACCAGGGCUGCAGGAGGACACCAUGAGCGGGAGGUUGUGGUCCAAGGCCAUUUUUGCUGGCUACAAACGUGGCCUCCGAAACCAGCGGGAGCACACCGCCCUUCUGAAAAUUGAAGGUGUCUAUGCUCGCCAGGAGACAGAGUUUUACUUGGGCAAGAGGUGUGCCUAUGUAUACAAAGCGAAAAACAACACCGUAACCCCUGGUGGCAAGCCCAACAGGACACGAGUGAUCUGGGGGAAGGUAACCCGUGCCCAUGGGAACAGCGGCAUGGUUCGUGCCAAGUUCCGUUCCAACCUCCCUGCCAAGGCCAUUGGACACAGAAUCCGAGUGAUGCUGUAUCCCUCUAGGAUCUAAAUUUUUAUUGGAAAUAAAAUGCAGAGUCUGUUUCA